UCCUUCCCUACCACCUCCACCACUACUAACACAACUAAUUAUCCUUAGCAGCUACCGUACAUGUAUUCCUUUCCUGCCUGUCUAGCUAUAUAUAAGCAGCCAAGACUUGCUACCUUCUUGCCAUACAUAGUUCAUAUAUACGCAUUAUUAUUAGGAUACGUACCUUGGACGUUUUUCCCCGACCGUCGGCAGCCGGAAAUUGGGAGCCAUGCAAGGGGAAGAAGGUCUGGUGGUGAGGGGCCGAGUGGAGAUCGACACACGACAACCGUUUCGCUCCGUGAGAGAAGCCGUUAUGUUGUUUGGCGAAAAAAUACUAGCUGGAGAAGUCUAUGGCAACAAGCUCAAAGAGAUGCAAAGCAAAGCAAGUAAUGGGCAGAGCCAGCCCUCCAAGAUAGGAGCAGUAACGGCAGAGCUCGAAGAGACGAAGCAAAGCCUACAAAAAGCUAAAGAAGAAGGCAGUCUCAUGGCUCACUGCCUAACUUCCCUAAGGCAAGAACUUGAACAGACAAAAAGGGAGCUGCAUCAACUCAAGGCCAAGAAAACCAACAUAGCACCCCAUUUUGAUAUUGAUGAAGAACCAGAGAUUGAAGAGCUAAAGUUUGUGGAAAACACGAGCAAUGUGGAGAUCACGGUGGGCACCCCAGGGAACGACGAAGAUGGAUUGGAGUUUGAGAAGAAAAGAUCGGUCAAGUUCGCGAGUCCUCCAUUGUUAACAAAAGUGAUAGUCAGCAAGGACAGCAGCACGGCUGAAGACGGCCAACGAGCGCCUUUGAAGUCGAAAAAGAAGAUGAAGAAGAACCCUUUGGUUCCAUUGAUUGGAGGGUUGUUCUUGAAGAAGAUUAAGGGGCGCAAAGAGUCUGAAUCUUGCAACUGAAGACAAUGUUUGGUUUGCAUGCUAUACACUUGAUUUGCGAUCUUUACUAUACUACAAGAAGAGGGGUCUUGGGUGAUGGAUUGAUCUUACUUCUGAGUGAUCAUAGCUUGGCACUGUUUGGGAGUAGAAAUAAUGAGAUAUAUUUCCUUCCAAUCCAAUUCUGUUCUUUCAUGUUCUGACCCCUAUUUUUGGGAUUUUAAGGUUUGGUGGGGGGUUGAUGUACGUGGGAUAGGACAAUAUUAGGUGAUCUUGUUUCAUAUGAUGUUCAUGUAACUGUUCUCUGUGUCUAUCAUGUUCGUUAGUUUGUCAAAUUGUUCAGUUGGGAUUUGUUUUAGGACAAAUAAUAGUAUCAAUGAUCAUGAACUUUGAGUUCUGUAUCAAUUUACUUUUCUAAUGUUUCAUUUUUUAUCUUAAA
Messenger RNA from Sesamum indicum (sesame), 1289 nucleotides. RefSeq names its product WEB family protein (DUF827). NCBI's taxonomy places the organism in Eukaryota, Viridiplantae, Streptophyta, Magnoliopsida, Lamiales, Pedaliaceae. The record is from RefSeq and is a predicted model, not a curated record. Gene Ontology annotation, biological process: chloroplast avoidance movement; chloroplast accumulation movement. Gene Ontology annotation, cellular component: cytosol.